GCUGUGUAAACAUUAUAUUAACGUAAGAACCGUUCCCUCUUUUUUUUUCCGAAAUCAUACUGAGACCAGGUAGAAGCGCUUUCUCACCUCCGCAGCCACUGGAGGGCGUGAUGUAAACAACUUGUGUCUCAAAGUAACAGAUGGACAACAACUCUGGUGACUUUAAAAGUUGGAUAUACUCUCGAGAAUGGAAAAUGAGAAAGAAGAAUUCUAAAAGAUUUGGAUGUAAAUUCUCAGAAACAUUUAAAGGAGAGCAAGACUGACCCGAAGUUUGUGGAACCAGAAAAUGAGACAAAUUGCAAGACAGCUAUAAGAACGGUGGAACAGAGCAGUGUGAUGGUGAGAGCAAUUAAAAAUCACAAGACCAGCAUGAGAAAACAAAGUGCUGAGAACCUAUUGGGUACAGAAGAGGAAGACAAGACCUCUGGUAAAGAGAAUGAAUGUCAGGAUUACCUGUUAAAGCAGCCAUUGAUAUGUGAAAACAGUGAAAAGCUUGGACACUGUGAAGCACCAGAUAAUUGUAACAACAAUUUCACAAAGAUGGAUACAGACAGUGAGGAAAAGAGACUGCGUACGCGCUCUAAAGGAUCUCGGGUUCCAGUGGAGCCCAUGACACAGGAGCUGAGUUCACAUAAUUGUUCUGUGGCAAGAAAGAGAAAGAUGCAAGAACAGAAAUUUGGAGCAUCGGUAAACAAGAGAAAAUCCCUGCUGAUGAAACCCCGUCACUAUACUCCUAGCAAUGACUGUGAAGAAGAAAGCAAAGAGGAAAACAGACUUCUGCAAUCAGCACAUGAAGAUCUUCAAAUGGACCUUCCAGAGAAAGAUACCAAUAAUAACAGUGAUGAUUUUAACAGCUACCAGGAGUUGGUAGCUAAAUCACUUCAGGAUCUGGGGAAAAUAGCAGAAGAUGCAGCAAUCCAGAGAUCCGCUGAAAGCAAUUUAAAUGACAGUGGGGUCCAAUCUUUGGAGGGGGAAAGUGAUGCAGAUGAAAGUCAUGCGCCUGUAGUUUUCACGAAAGACAAGUCACCUGCAUGUGAGAAAGAAGUGAUACUGCAUUAUUCUUGUGGAGUAAAGAAUCAAAUGCUUUCUGAAGAUAUUUAUGAAAACUGUGAGCAACCCCAAGAUUUAAGAAAACCAUCUAACAUGAGCAAUCUAAAACCCUUUGCAGCCCACGGUUAUAACCUGGGCUGUAAAUCUACGAACAGUUUAGAAGCAAGAGGAAAGGAAAUUGAGAUGAUAGAAGGCAUCUCACAGGAGACUGCCUACCAAAACAGUGUCAACAAUAUUGGAGAAGCACAAAAUUCAAAGCCAGACAUUUCUGUCAAUAAGAUUGGGUCUCCAAAAACUGAUGAUGACUGUGCAUCUCAGAUUUCUACAACCACAGAAGGUACAGAAGAUUUUGACACAGCAAAGGGAAACCUAAGUCUUCUGGAACAGGCUAUUGCUCUGCAGGCAGAGCAGGGAUAUAUCAUAAAGGGAACACACAAGGGAAAUGAAAGCAUCUUACUAGGCAAGCUAACUGCAGAGAGACAACAUUGCAAAAUGAUUGACAUAGGAAUCAGAAAGAAUUACUCUAGCAAAGAUUCUAUUAGAUGUGACAAAAAAGAAUCAAAGUGUCCAACUCCAGGCUGUGAUGGCAGUGGUCAUAUUACUGGGCUGUAUCCUCAUCACCGGAGUUUUUCAGGCUGUCCUCACAAAAUGAGAGUUCCACCAGAUAUCCUUGCUAUGCAUGAGAAUGUGCUCAGGUGUCCAACCCCAGGCUGUACAGGAAGAGGACAUGUGAAUAGCAAUCGUAAUUCUCACCGAAGUCUCUCUGGUUGCCCAAUUGCUGCAGCAGAAAAAAUGACUAAAUGCCAAGACAAGCAGAAUGAGCUGGCAAAGGUUGGACAAAGUCCGGAUCAAAUAUUCAGGCCAAUUUGUCUGGUGAAACAAAUGGAGAUUUCUCAGUUCAGUUAUGGAUCCACACAACCCAUCAGCACAUCCCAUACCAACAUAUCAAAAGAGCUGGACAAAUGUACUAAGGCUCCCUUUGAUUAUGCCAGUUUUGAUGCACAAGUAUUUGGAAAGCACACAUUUACAUCAAAAUUUCCAGAACGGGAAGCUGUUCAAUUUUGUGAAUCUAAACACUUUUCAGGUCCAGUGACUUCCUCUAAUCGAAUAUCCAGUGCCUCUGUACAAAAUCCAUGCCACUCCAGUAUCUACACCUACAGUCAUGAUACUGAAGCAACUCAUAUAGCAGCUGCAGCUAUCCUCAACCUAUCCACACGUUGCAGAGAGAUACCAGAGAACCUCUCCACAAAAGCACAAGAUUUGUCAACUAAGAACACAGACAUAGAAGUGGAUGAAAAUGGAACGCUUGACUUAAGCAUGAACAAGAAUAGGAACCGAGACAAAGUUGCCACUGUCAUCUCUGCAGCAAGCACACCGGAAUCUCCCCCCUCUUACCUAAACAGUAUCUUGAUAACUCCUCAGUACUACCAAGCAUUGUGUGAGCAAGAAGGAUGGGACACGCCUGUCAAUUACACUAAAGCACAGAUACGUAAGGAAGAGGAGAAAGAGAAAGAAGACAUUGGCCCAGAAGAAGGUAUGGAAGAAAGGAGGUACCCUGGUGAGGUGACUGUCACAAGUUCACAGUCCAAAGCUCUGAGCAAAGAUUCAAAGAAAGAGCUCAUAACUUGCCCAACCCCAGGAUGUGACGGUAGUGGCCACGUAACUGGAAAUUAUGCAUCCCACCGCAGCGUGUCUGGUUGUCCUUUGGCUGACAAGAGCCUUAAAAGUCUUAUGGCAGCCAGCUCCCAGGAACUGAAGUGUCCAACACCUGGUUGUGAUGGCUCUGGUCAUGUGACUGGAAAUUAUGCUUCACACAGAAGCCUUUCCGGAUGUCCACGUGCAAAAAAAGGUGGAAUUAAACUGGCAUCCAGUAAGGAUGAUAAAGAAGACUCAGAGUUAGUCAGGUGCCCAGUGAUAGGUUGUGAUGGGCAAGGUCACAUAUCUGGGAAAUACUCGUCACAUCGCAGUGCAUCAGGUUGCCCCUUAGCUGCAAAGAGACAAAAGGAAGUUUCUCUGAAUGGGUCCCAAUUCCCUUGGAAAUCUGGCAAAGCAGAAGUUACAUCCUGCCCUACACCAGGCUGUGAUGGAUCUGGUCACAUUAAUGGCAGCUUUGUCACUCACAGAAGUUUGUCAGGCUGUCCCCGAGCUUCCCUCGCACUGAAGAAAGGCAAAUUGUCAGGUGAUGAAUUGAUGACCAUCAAGCUCAGGGCAAGUAGAGGAGCUGAAAGUGAUGAGGAGAUCAAUCAUUUGGAUGAUGAGAUUAAGGAGCUGAAUGAAUCAAACUUAAAAAUGGAAGCAGAUAUGAUAAAGCUUCAAACACAGAUUACUUCCAUGGAGAGCAAUUUGAAAACAAUUGAGGAGGAGAAUAAACUAAUUGAGCAGCACAAUGAGAGUUUGUUAAAGGAGUUAGCUGGUCUGAGUCAGGCCCUUAUUAACAGCCUCGCUGACAUCCAACUCCCACAAAUGGAGCCAAUCAGCGAACAGAAUUUUGAUUUGUAUGUGAACACAUUGACUGACAUGUACAGCAGUUUGGAGAGGAAUUACACCCCUGAGAGCAAGGCCCUUCUGGAAAGCAUAAAACAAGCGGUAAAAGGUAUCCAGGUGUGAAAUUUGUCCAUGCCAUGCUAAUGACAUUUUUUAUUCAUAAACAGUGCACUUCAGCUUCAAGUGUUUAUCGUGUAUGCAAUGCUGACCUGUCUUAGGAAAUGCAAAAACCAUAUUUACAACAGUCACUUCACAACACGAAUCACUAUCCUUCCUUUAUGGACACAAUUUGAAGGUAUCAGAACAAAAGCUAGAAAACAUGCAUAGAACACUGCUAUUUUUAAUGCCCAACAAUGCUGUUGUAGUUACAGACCCUUUUGAAAUCAAACUAGAGGUUAAUUUCUGUAAUAUAAAUUUCAGAUUAAUUACAAAAAAACAGUCUUCAAAUUAUGCAGUGAUAGCAUAUGAGCACUUAACAUGUUCAUCUAAAUGCUUCACUCUGCUAUUUCAGCAGAGGUGUUAACCCAUUAGAAAUAAAUGGGUUUCACACCCCUACCAAAAUACCAGAGUUCGGAAUUACAGAUAGAUUAGACAUUCAUAUGUCAGGAUCUAAAUGCUUGCCUUCAGAGUAUGUUUAAAAUAUCUUCAACUGUGUUCAUCAUGAGUGAUAUUUAAAGAAGAAUGUUGUGCAGUACUGAUUCUUAAUAGUUUUCCUAACCAGCCCAUGUAGGUCUUAUGAUGGGACAUUGACACUUUUAAAGCAAAUUAGGAGGGAUGACAACAUCUAGAUCACUGCACUGACUUCAGAUACUUUCCUUUUG
Molecule: messenger RNA, 4355 nt
Organism: Chiloscyllium plagiosum (whitespotted bambooshark)
Lineage: Eukaryota; Metazoa; Chordata; Chondrichthyes; Orectolobiformes; Hemiscylliidae
Gene: st18
Product: ST18 C2H2C-type zinc finger transcription factor
Biological process (GO): regulation of transcription by RNA polymerase II
Cellular component (GO): nucleus
Molecular function (GO): RNA polymerase II cis-regulatory region sequence-specific DNA binding; zinc ion binding; DNA-binding transcription factor activity, RNA polymerase II-specific
Source: RefSeq, a predicted model, not a curated record